Molecule: messenger RNA, 522 nt
Organism: Aphanomyces astaci
Lineage: Eukaryota; Oomycota; Saprolegniomycetes; Saprolegniales; Verrucalvaceae
Exons: 1
Coding region: 1-522 (173 amino acids)
Source: RefSeq, a predicted model, not a curated record
AUGCUCAAGCGCUACGUCGCCAUCCGCACGUAUAUCAGGCUUCUGGGCGAUCGCAAUAUUUUGCACCUCACCCCGACCGACGACCAAGACGACGAAAUCGACGCUGUGUUGCUCGUGCUUGACGAGCUUGAAUCGAUGACGUUGGCGCUCCAAGAAGAAGCUACCUCCAUGCUGGAUGUCCGCAACCUCUUUGAUGAGUGUAUGCUGCUUCAUCCGUCGGCUUCCAAGCGCUUGGCGUCUAAUUCAGCCGUCGUCGGACACGCGGAUUUUGAAGUUGCCAUCACCAAGAUAUUGGACCAAUCAGUUUCUAGCAUGAGUGAUGGUCAAGUCGCGAGUGUUGAUCGUUUGAAGAUGCCCCCAAAGGCCUUGGAUGCAAGCCAGGACAAGCCAUUGACGCUGGCGCAACCUGCGAAGAAGCGCCUCAAGGUCUCAGCCGAUGCUGACUCCUACGUGGACUGUCGAUUUAUCCGUCCGACGUCGAAUAAUUGCGAGCGAUUUUUUCCUGGGCCAAGUAUGCAUUGA